Molecule: messenger RNA, 2107 nt
Organism: Ornithodoros turicata
Lineage: Eukaryota; Metazoa; Arthropoda; Arachnida; Ixodida; Argasidae
Product: putative glycerol kinase 5
Exons: 17
Coding region: 98-1711 (537 amino acids)
Biological process (GO): phosphorylation; glycerol-3-phosphate biosynthetic process; triglyceride metabolic process
Cellular component (GO): mitochondrion
Molecular function (GO): phosphotransferase activity, alcohol group as acceptor; kinase activity
Source: RefSeq, a predicted model, not a curated record
CAGCUUAGCAACCCUGUUUCCAAAGUCGUCAAGUUUUGUUUUGCCCGCGGGUUAUUUCCUAUUCUUGGUUACAGCUUACAGUAGUGGCGAAGCAAGCAUGACGAGAAGAAAUACUGAUGAAGGUCCGCCAGAUAUGACAUCACCACCGGGUCACCUUGGAGGAUGUGCCAAUAAGUUCAUUGCGGCUGUCGACGUCGGCACGUCCGUACUGCGAUGCCACAUCUACGACUCACGUGCUCAAGUCUGUGGGUCUGCGUCUGACAAGGUGGAAUUGCUGAAUCCAUCUAGCAGAACAUUUGAAAUGGACCCAGAAAAGCUUUGGCAGUCUUUUGUGACCACAGUAAAGGCAGCAAUACAGAAUGCUGGUCUCGCGCCACAAGAGGUCAGCGCUCUGGGAAUUUGUACACAACGUGGCACGUUUACUACUUGGAAUAGGAAGACUGGAAAGGUGUACCACAACUUGAUCACGUGGAAAGACGUCCGAGCGGAGAACCUCUGUCGUGAGUGGAAUUGCAGCUACAGGCUUAUGUGCUUGAAAGCUGCAGCAAGGGCACUCUAUCUCAUGACUGGAAGCAAACGAUUUCUUGCUGUCAGCCUCCUCAGGUACCAAACUGGAUUGGUGGCGAUGAGGCUUCUUUGGGCCCUCAGCAACUUCUCAGAGCUCAGGAGGGAUGCAGAUGCUGGCAAAGCUGUCAUGGGUACCUUGGACACAUUUCUGCUAUGGAGGCUCACUGCAGGCCAAGUGCACGCCACUGAGCCAUCAUGUGCCUGUAUCACUGGGUUCUAUGACCUCUUUCAGAUGGAGUGGUCUCCAGUCACGAUGAAAAUGCUAAACGUUCCAUUAAAGAUGUUGCCCGUUGUCAGGGAUACCAGCUGCACCUUCGGUCACACUGAACCUUCCAUCUUUGGUGCUUCCAUUCCAAUUGCAGCACUGGCCGGCGACCAGCAGGCCUCUGCUUUCGGCGAAUGUUGCUUCGAGCUGGGGGAUUCCAAAUGCACUAUGGGUACGGGCACUUUCUUCAAUGUUAAUACAGGCAGAGAGGCACACUCGUCCGUCACUGGCAUCUAUCCUGUGGUUGGAUGGAGAAUAAAUAAUGUCGUCACCUACCUGGCAGAGGGGAGCUCCUACGACACAGGCACCAUCAUUGACUGGGCUCACAGAGCAGGACUCUACAAAAACGUGAAUGACAGCAGUGGCAUGGCAUUAUCUGUUUCUAGUUCUGAAGGAUUGUUCUUUGUGCCAGCUUUCAGUGGUCUGCAGGCACCCAUGAACGACGCCUAUGCCACUUCUGGCUUCCUGGGCGUUUCUCCGAGGAUACGCAAGGAGCAUUUUGUGAGAGCCGUGCUGGAGUCACUAGCGUUCCGGACAAAGCAAGUCUACGACAUUCUCACCCAGGAGCUCCAGCUGCGUGUGAAACGCAUUCGUUUCAAUGGUGGGGUCGCAAACAAUGAGUUUGUGAUUCAGCUCCUUGCGGACCUGCUGCAACAACCAAUCAGCCGAAGCCAGCACAGGGACACCAGCUGCCUGGGAGCUGCCUUCCUUGCUGGCCUCGCAAUUGGUGUUUGGAAAGACACGGCAGAGUUGAAGAAACUGAGGCAAGGCUGUGCUAUGUACGAGACACGCAAAGAACAAUAUGCGGUUUACCAACCCGUCUACGAGGAGUGGCAGCGUGCGGUUGGACGUUUCCUCCAGUGGCAUAACGGGAAAUGAUUUUUUCCUUCAAUAUCGAUAGCAUUUUUAUAUUCUUAUAUUUGACACUCCAAUCCCGGUGAUUUUUUUUAUCAAACUGCCCGAAUACCUGCAGAUUUUAUAGAUUUAUUGUGUCAUAUACAUUUCCAUUGUGUCACAUUUCUGUUAUCCAGGGAGGCAGGGUGCCCAUGCACGUGGACUUCCUGCUGUGUGACUAAUUUCUGAUUUUAAGGUUGUGAAUGUGUAUUUUUGUGCCAGCUUCAGAUACUGUACGAAAAGAGCUCUCUGUCUUAUUACAGUUGAGCUACUCCGACAAUAAUAACGUUGCUCAGUAACACUGCUCAGUGAAUUGUACAAAAUCAAGAAAAUGAGAUUAUUAAUAAAUGUUUUGCAAUAAAUGACAUUUUCUAUAGCAAU